GAGACAGAAAACAAUGGAACCGCAAGAUCUUGCUGACCGUGAGCUGCGUGCCAUCAAAAAAAGACUGUGCUUUAUCAGCAGCACAGCCUGUGUGCUUUGUAUAGUCUGUACAGCUGCUACGCUGGUGCUUGUUUUCACCCACCGAACGGGGUCCCCUUUAGCAGAAUCUGUAAAAGAGCACAUUACACAACGACAAGAUGCACAGUCUCCGCUCUGUACAGCUAGCAGAAAAGUUCAUGCACAACUCAAGUGGUGCACCAAAGAAAAACAUUCUUCUAGCACGCUUCUGUGGAAAAAGAACAGCCCUUUACAUGGAAUAAAAUAUCAAGAUGGAAAUCUCACUAUUUUAACUAAGGGGCUAUAUUUUGUCAAUUGCCAUCUCCAUUUUGCUAUCAAAGAUUGUUUAAAAAAAGAGGAAGACUUAAGGACCAGUUUGAUAGUGAAUGGGAGACCUGUACAUGAAAUGCUGUAUACGUUAUGGAAGAACAGCACAAGUUGCAGUAAGAUCUUCAGGGAUCAGCAUUUUAGCCUCCAGAUAGAACUGAAUGUUUUUGACAAUGUGUCCAUCCAAACAAACCAUGCUGAUUGGCUAAAUGGGGGGCUAUUGGCUGACAGCAUUGUGUUUGGGGCAUUCCUAUUAUAAGAAGACUUGAGAAAAACACACUAUAUUUAUCAUUUCCAAUUUUUAUUCUCCAUCUAAAACAGUGUCUCCCAUCAAGUUAACAGCUCAACAGUUAAAUGGAUUAAUAAACAAGAACUGAUUGCCAUAAUUAUAGCAACCAUGGUGUAAUGGAACAGCCCGUACCUUUUCUCCUAUUCAUGAAUCCUUACACAUGAAAAACAUAGCAUGCUCCUUCAGUAUAACAGAGUAAUGCUUUAUUUUCAGAUUCUCUCUAUUAAUUCUUUGUACUAUAGAUGUGCAUUUCAGUUCUCCAGAAAUCUGAAACCACCAGAAUUUUGUGGAUCCUAACCAAACAAAAACCCAGUCCGGAUCCUCCAAAGAAAUCCAAUCAGUACAGAGUCUCGGUUCGAAUCUUCCUGCAGAUUGAAUUUGGAUUUUAAAUAAAAAUUUCUGGUUUUGGAGUGCAAAAAUGA
Pseudophryne corroboree (corroboree frog) is the source of this 1095-nucleotide messenger RNA. RefSeq names its product TNF superfamily member 8 (gene TNFSF8). The coding region runs from base 14 to 643 and encodes 209 amino acids. Lineage: Eukaryota; Metazoa; Chordata; Amphibia; Anura; Myobatrachidae. Gene Ontology annotation, molecular function: tumor necrosis factor receptor binding. Gene Ontology annotation, biological process: immune response; CD8-positive, alpha-beta T cell differentiation. The record is from RefSeq and is a predicted model, not a curated record. The transcript is spliced from 4 exons. Gene Ontology annotation, cellular component: membrane.